Molecule: messenger RNA, 1047 nt
Organism: Aspergillus chevalieri
Lineage: Eukaryota; Fungi; Ascomycota; Eurotiomycetes; Eurotiales; Aspergillaceae
Exons: 2
Coding region: 1-1047 (348 amino acids)
Source: RefSeq, a predicted model, not a curated record
AUGACAGCCCCAUUCACCCCCGACAGCGCGGCUCCCGAGCCCUCCACCCCAAACAGCGCCAUCUCCAUCACAGCCCUCGCCCGCUUCGAGUUCGAAGCCGGUAAAGCCAACGACGGGACUAAGAUCCUCAUGGUCGAAUGGGAAGACAGGAGGGCGGGGUCAUGGCAUGUGUUCUGGGAAGGGAAGAAGGCUGUCUUGCCGGCCGACGAGCAGACGAGUGAGAGCACGAGGAGGUUUUAUUUCUUGUUGCCGCCGGAUGUGACGAUUCCGCCGGUUGUUACGCUCAAAUAUCAUCACCCAGCUUCGGGUCAGAUGACAAAAGAAAACGGGGCGGAUACAGGGGCGGAACAGAAACCGAACACCAUCCAGCUAAACCCGCUGCCUGCGAUUUUUCCGCCCGAACUAGGGGUCACCGGUCGGUCGGCUGGAAAAAAGGGCGUGUUGCAUACGAUAUGGGCGAAGAAGAGGCUGCAGGUUCUUGAGAAGGAGAUCCGGGAGGAAUGUUUGAAUAAUGCGGAGGGGAUCGCGCUGCAUAUGGCUGUGCAGGAGAAGGAGUGGAUUGAGACGCAUUUUGGAUUGGGUCCUAAUGCGGAUACUAGCGAUGCCAACAAUGGAGGCCAUGACCACGGGAGGAAUUACCCCAUGGGUCCGACGACGCCGGUGUCGCCAGGUGGGAGUGGGAAGUUGGGGGAGAAGCUUAAGGGGUUGAAGUUGCAGACUAGUGAGCAGGGGUUGUCCCCGAGGGAGGGAUCUGCUGCUCGUCUCCUCUCGCCUCAAUCUCCAGAUGUCGCCGUUUCGUCCUUUAAUUCCUUCCAUAGCAUCCACAAUCCCAAUCCGCCUGCCGUGAAAGCAGUGGCACCGCCAGAGUCGAUUCAGGCGCAACAACAUGCCAACAAUGGCAGUAGUGGAUUCGCGUCUAUGAACUCGCUGGCAGGGCCGUCCAACCCAGACCCUGGCGAGGAGUUAUUCGCAAAGGCCCUGAGUCCGCGAUCGCCAGAUCUACCCCGGAGUCCAUUCUCAUUUGCGCCGGAGACUUUGCAUAUGUGA